UGGUGUCCCACAGACCAGUCCAGGAAAUCAUUUCAAGCCUCUUGGCUAAAGGGAUCAUCCGACCCUGCAACAGCACCUACUCUGCUCAAUUGUGGUCAGUAAAGAAGCCUAACGAUAUGGAGGAAACGCUGCAACCAGAUGAACAGAUUGACUCUGACCUACAGGAAACAGACCAAAUAUCUGAUCCUGCUCCAUCCACACUGAUGAUGAAUUCAUCCGCCAUGGACAGUGGCCCGGCGCUCCUGGGUGUCGAGCCUGACAAACUGAUCUUGGGACACCUCCUGCCUCAGGGGAGAGCUGAUAAGCCAAUGGUAGCUGUGAUAUUGCAACAGGUGCACCCCUGCAACACUCUUCUGGAUACUGGCUCAGACUACACACUCAUGUGCAAGUCUGUUUUCAAACGCAUCUGCCUGGGUGCAGGAGGAGGCAUACGACCUCCAGAACUGAAUCCUUGUGCAGUAACUGUCCGCGUUUUCUCUCCUUCUACCAUGAUCUUGUCUUCCAGGUCUCUGCUCCACUUCACGAUCGGUCCUCUGACUUUGACGCACCCCAUGUACAUCUGUGAGUGCAGUGCUGUCACCCUGUACCACUACUGGCUGACCCUGAUCUCUCUGACCGCACCUGUGCGUCGACCGAGGGCUCUCCAGAGCGCUCACCUGCGCCGACCCCUCGAACAGCCGCACCUCCACCAGUCUACGAUCCGAAACAUACUUUGUUUCAGUUUUCAGGACUGACAAAGUAUCUUUGGCUAGUUGCGUUGUGCCUGUCUGAUGUCCAACGCAGUUAAACACUUUUCCAGCUACAUCAGUGGACAGAAAAUCAUCAUUGAAACUCAACAUCAGCCAGUGACCUUUAUUAACAGUCAAAGCAUCAGAGAUGGUGUGGUGACCAACGCACGCAUUGCGUCAUGGCUGCUUGCUCUUCAGAGCUUUGACAUUGAAGUACACUACGCACAGAAUCGCCGUAGUCCUCUUGGCAUGGGUCUGGCUGCGUGCCAGCAUUGCUCGGACGACGCUGUCGCAUCGGUUCUACUGGCUAACCCUCCCCAGUCUUUGCUGAACCCCAACCACCACUACUUCGACCAGGCUCUCUGUGUGGACUUGCCAACUGUAUACGUUGAUGGCAGUUCCUAUAUAUAUAUAUAUAUAUAUAUAUAUAUAUAUAUAUAUAUCGUCAUGAAGGUCCUUUAAUUUGUGACGAAGGUCAGAUUUUCCCAGCUGGGUCAAGCUGGCACAGACUGUGACUUUUAGUUCCACAUAUUAACCCAGGAGCCCUGAUGUCUGAAGAAUAUCAUCCUUUAUCUGCUGCUGUUCCGUCUCAGAAGAAGGACACUUCAAGUUUCACGAUAAUAAUUUAAAUAAUUUUAAUAAACUCUUUGACUUUAUUGAGGUUUAUUAUAAUUAUCAUAAAUAAUCUCUUGGUUCAGUAUAAAUGUAUUUUUAAUUACUGAAAUGAAUUAUUAUGCUUUGGGUAUAAUUAUGAUUAUGGUUGAUAAUCGGAUAUGGUGUUCAGCAAAUCAGAAGGUCAACUUCCACCUUAUCCAUCUAACACAGAGUUUAUCCAGAGUACAGUGUAACUGCCAUCACAUGAUUUUUUGACUCAUGACCAAAGCUUUCUUGCUCUGAGAGGGCGUGUUCUGAGGAGUUUGUUAAACUAACUUUCCAGCAGAGAAACUUCAGUUCGUGAACCAACCACCAUCACUGAGGAUACGGGAACGGCCGUCCCUAACCUCCACCUGCUGUUCUGUCACGCCGAUGAGAAUAGCUACGAAUAAACGUAACUGUAACCAGCUGACACAAAAACUCCGCCAGAGUUAUUGAUUUUGAGAGUUAAGACGAGAAACUCCAUCAGAGUUAAGCCAGACGCUCGACACUGUGUACCCGGCAACAUCUUCGGACCAGAGAGUCGGUUCCUCGAGUCUCCUCUACCGGACCCAGUACCUGGAGGCUGACACCAUCCUCCCUUGACCUCCGGAUCCUCACGAAUGGUCGUCUUGCUGGGUGAGGUAGCACACAGAUUGUGUCUGAUGCUGUUUUCUCUAAGUAACAACAGUUAGCUGCAAAACCAUCAUUUCAACCCAGAACGUGCUUCUCUCUCUGAAAGAAACCUUCUGAGAAUUCAUCCACACAUCCAAACUCGUAUUUUCAAUUUAGCUUUCAUUCAGUCACAGGUUUGCCUUUUAAACAAGUUUAAUAUCAAAGCUGGUAAAUUGUCAUCCAUGAAUUGUCAAUUUUAGUUGUCAUUUUUAAUUGUCAUUUAAAUUGUCGUUUCAAAUCGUCAAGUUUAAAAUUGUUAGUAAUAAAUUCUUCAUUUUUAAACUUUGCCUCAUUCUUUCAAAUGAAACACAGAAAAGUAUAAUUAUUUCUGGUUAUUGAAAAAGCAAUGAUUCCUAACUUCUGUUUCAAAAAUAAACUUUUGCUAUUAAAUUUAAUUAUCUUAAA
Molecule: messenger RNA, 2441 nt
Organism: Nothobranchius furzeri (turquoise killifish)
Lineage: Eukaryota; Metazoa; Chordata; Actinopteri; Cyprinodontiformes; Nothobranchiidae
Source: RefSeq, a predicted model, not a curated record